AUGUACCAUCUUGGUGCCAGAGCACCUCUCUGCGCCUUCUUGGUCCCCAAAGCGAACUAUGUGCCUUCUUGGUCCCAGAGCACCUCUCUGCGCCUUCUUGGUCCCAAAGCGAACUAUGUGCCUUCUUGGUCCCAGAGCACCUCUCUGCGCCUUCUUGGUCCCAAAGCGAACUAUGUGCCUUCUUGGUCCCAGAGCACCGCUCUGCGCCCUUCUGGUCCCCAAAACGAACUAUGCGCCUUCUUGGUCCCAGAGCACCUCUCUGAGCCUUCUUGGUCCCAAAGCGAACUAUGUGCCUUCUUGGUCCCAGAGCACCACUCUGCGCCUUCUUGGUCCCAAAGCGAACUAUGUGCCUUCUUGGUCCCAGAGCACCUCUCUGCGCCGUCUUGGUCCCAAAGCGAACUAUGCGCCUUCUUGGUCCCAGAGCACCUCUCUGAGCCUUCUUGGUCCCAAAGCGAACUAUGUGCCUUCUUGGUCCCAGAGCACCUCUCUGCGCCUUCUUGGUCACAGAGCACCUCUCUGCGCCUUCUUGGAACCAAAGAGAACUAUGUGCCUUCUUGGUCCCAGAGCACCUCUCUGCGCCUUCUUGGUCCCCAAAGCGAACUAUGUCCCUUCUUGGUCCCAGAGCACCUCUCUGUGCCUUCUUGGUCCCAAAGCGAACUAUGUGCCUUCUUGGUCCCAGAGCACCUCUCUGCGCCUUCUUGGUCCCAAAAGCGAACUAUGUGCCUUCUUGGUCCUAGAGCACAUCUCUGCGCCUACUUGGUCCCAAAGCGAACUAUGUGCCUUCGUGGUCCCCAGAGCACCUCUCUGCCCUUCUUGGUCCCAAAGCGAACUAUGUGCCUUCUUGGUCCCAGAGCACCUCUCUGCGCCUUCUUGGUCCCCAAAGCGAACUAUGUGCCUUCUUGGUCCCAGAGCACCUCUCUGCGCCUUCUUGGUCCCAAAGGAACUAUGUGCCUUCUUGGUCCCAGAGCACCUCUCUGCGCCUUCUUGGUCCCAAAAACAAACUAUGUGCCUUCUGGUCCCAGAGCACCUCUCUGCGCCUUCUUGGUCCCAAAGCGAACUAUGUGCCUUCUUGGUCCCAGAGCACCUCUCUCAGCCUUCUUGGUCCCCCAAAGCCGAACUACGCGCCUUCUUGGUCCCAGAGCACCUCUCUGA
Molecule: messenger RNA, 1152 nt
Organism: Acanthosepion pharaonis
Lineage: Eukaryota; Metazoa; Mollusca; Cephalopoda; Sepiida; Sepiidae
Source: the annotation of a GenBank genome assembly